Molecule: messenger RNA, 3450 nt
Organism: Solea senegalensis (Senegalese sole)
Lineage: Eukaryota; Metazoa; Chordata; Actinopteri; Pleuronectiformes; Soleidae
Exons: 10
Coding region: 1-1569 (522 amino acids)
Biological process (GO): positive regulation of DNA-templated transcription
Cellular component (GO): nucleus
Molecular function (GO): double-stranded telomeric DNA binding
Source: RefSeq, a predicted model, not a curated record
AUGCGACAGUGGUGUGUCCCCGCUGCGACCCCACGCACUGAACCACUCCCGGGGCGCCUGUCUGUGUCACCACCUCCGUCAGAUGCUAGAAUGGAGUGCUGUGAGGUCGAGCCACGCUACACCAUCGAACAGAUUGACCUCCUGCAGCGCCUGCGUUUGUCCGGCAUGACCAAACCUCAGAUCAUCCACGCUCUGGAGUCCCUGGAGAGGCUGGACCCAGACCACCGCCAGUCACACUGCGAUUCGCAGCCGGUCCCGUCCAAUAACAUCGCCCCCGCCGCCGCCGCUCCAGCUCCGUCCUCGUCGUCGUCUUCGUCCUCCUCGCUGUCCCUGGCCUCUGCCACCACGCAGACCUCCGGCCUUGACGGCGCGGCGUUGUCCCCCAGCCACAGCUACGAGGCCUCACCUCCGCCCCUGUACCCUCCCAGUGUGGCAGUACAGCGGUCGUUCAGUUAUGACAUGAUGGGAGAGGAGGAGUGGGACCUGGAGGAGAAGGUGGAGGAGUACAUGAGGAGAGACAGUAACCUGGUGAAAGAAGAGAUCAAGACGUUCCUGAACAAUCGCAGGAUCUCUCAGGCGAUCGUUGGCCAAGUCACAGGGAUCAGCCAGAGCUACAUCUCCCAGUGGCUGCUGCAGCAGGGCCUGGAGAUGAGCGACUCCAAACGCAGAGCUUUCUACCGCUGGUACCUGCUGGAGAGGAAUAAUCCAGGUGAGACACAGGGGCUGAGGUGGAGUGAAAGCCAGCACAGCGUGAGUCCCACACCCAGGGCCAGGGGAGGGGACAGAGACGGGACGGUAGCAGGGGCAAGUGGCAGCCUCCCCAACCCCAACACCAACCUCAACCCCAACCCUUUGUGGAGCAGACAGAGAGAGCUGCUGAUGCACUUGCUGCCGUGGUACACUGCUGCUGCCGCAGCCGCCCAGGCCCAGCCAGGUGCCACCUUGUCAAUGCGCUCUCUGGUAAAGGAGGAGCCCGACUGGAGGACGGGGAUCAUGGCCGGCGACAGAGCGGGGAUGGUGGGCGGUCCGUUAAGGCUGCGCAGAGGAAGCAGGUUCACGUGGAGGAAGGAGUGCCAAUCCAUCAUGGAGAGUUUCUUCAUCGAGAACCAGUAUCCAGACGAAGCAAAGAGGGAGGAGAUCGCCGGCGCCUGCAACUCUGUCAUUCAAAAACCAGGCUGUAAGCUGUCUGAGUUUGAGCGCGUGACAGCGUUGAAGGUCUACAACUGGUUUGCAAACCGCCGGAAGGAGAUGAAGAGGAGAGCCAACAUCGGUGAGGACCUGAUAUCCAGAGAUAGGCUGCCAUUUUGGAAAGCCACGGAAUCGAGGUGCCAAGUCCAAGCUGCCACUCAAACGGCGAGGACGGAGAGAUGCAAGAGUUUGCUGACCAGGAAGACGCGUCCUCCCAGAGGAACCUCGAGCAACAGGAGUCGCUGGCGACGACAGAGGCGGCAGCUCUGCCGAGCCCCACCCCUCAGGCGCUGGAGCAGAAAGAGGAGGAUUCGAAAAGGGAAACGGUGGACGAGGAGUGACCCGAGUGAUUCGGCCGCCGCCGCCGUCUGGGAUUUUUGAAAUCGGAACGAGUCAAAAAAAAGGAAAACCAUAAGCGUUAUCGUCCGUCCUGCAGCCAGUGUAAGGUCCCCGAGGAGCGGUGACACCCAACAAUCAAGAGGCAGACGGGUGCUGAAGCUCACUGAGGUGCCUCUGAGCGUAAGGAGGCCACUGUAUUUAUCAACAGUAAUCCUAAAGCUUAUAUUAACGGCAAUAUACUGUAUACAUACUUAUACAUACGUAUAUAUAUACAUAUAUAUAUAUAUAUAUAAAUAUAUAGUGCAUUCCAAGAUGGUAUUAAAAAGCCUAAUAAAUUCCUUUUGAGGGAGAAUCAUAUAAAGGAUACCUCGCCCAUUUUAAGCUAAGCUUUUUUUUUGUUUAGUUUUCCGUUGCCUUUGCGACUUCUUUAAGCUUGUGUUGGAUGGAUGGUGCUGAGCCUGCAGGUCAGGUUGUGCUGGGUGGAGAUCAAGUAAAUGGCAGGAAAAGGACCGGGAUGACGUGAAUGUGUCUUUGACCCCGCCCCCGCCCUCCCCCGCCCUCACCUGGCUCAUUAAAGACUCGAACCUCAAUCAGUCGAUUUGAUGAAAUCAGUCGACCAAUCAACGUGUGCUGUUGCUAUCGAAACUGUUUAAAAAAAACAAAAAGCCCUGAGGGACAACUGGAAUCUCAGGUAAUCCCAAACAUAGUGGAUAAAGACGUGUGAAGAAUUGCACCAGGUUCCUUUGUGUGAGUGUCGUAGGCUUUUUUGUUUCACUCAUCCUCAGCAGAGAGCGUUAUUUAUACUGUUUUAUAUUAGCAGCAGAACAAGCCUGCGACAGAUCCAGUCCACCGUACGAUCGUCGCAGCACAGCUCCUGUCAUCGGUCUUCUUUGUUAUACUGAACGCUGCUCUUUUUGUAGACGUCUCAAAAUCGGUCUCAAACCUCAGCUCCGCCGGUGACGUGAAGCUACACGAGUCACGCAGGUGUUCUCCUCCUUUAUUUUUGAUUAGUAUUAUUAUUAUUGUUGUUGUUGUUGUUUUUAUUAUUUUAGUGUUUUCGAAACACUAAAACAAAUGUGAUCAAACACGUCGGCCCACGCGCUACACACACACACACACGCACCUUCUCUCCUAUUGGAAUAAGCUAAAAAACCUAAGCUGACGUUGUGUUCGUAUGUCGUAUGCAAAGCUGCACUUGAAAGUGGAUUCGACCCGGACUCUAAACAUGUACAUACAGUAGCCCAGAAACUAUAAACACGUCCACACGGGUGCGUUCCCUCCCCUCAGAUUGUAGUAGCAGCCGAUAUUUGUCAAACUUGAAAAUAUGAAUCGCUAACAUUAAUAACUCUGCAUCUCUGUGUCGUCCUCUUAUAUCCGCCGGCCCAAGGCCUCGGGAGCGACGACGCCCUGACUGUUCAUGAAAUGGACACAGACUUUUGUUUUACUUGUUGUUCUCCGUUGCCCCCUGCUGGGCACUACUAUGUUACCUCCUGUUGCCAAAGCUAUGCCAAGGUAAAGAUUGAGCUCCAGUAACAUGGACACGAUGGUCACAACACUAUAGAUAAUACAUAUAGAGUAUGUAAUAGAUGUUUUCUUUGCUCAGUACAACACUAGCCAACUCUAGUUUACCUCAGAAUAACUGUGUGUCAUGAUUGUGUUACAGGCUGACUGUCGAGAAGAAAAACAAAGCAAACGUGCAGCCGUUCUUGUGACUGUUGACGAUUAUGGACAGUGUUAUGUAGCAUUUACUGCAGUGGGGGUUUUGCCUCGUAUUGUUAACGUAUACUCACCUCAGACAGGCGACUCGUCCGGCUCUGGACAGGAACUCCAGAGCUGCGCUCGGUCCCUGAUUAAAACUGCUCCUCUCUCUAUCUGCUUUUAUCCGAGACAAACAAUAACAAUAAAAUUAAAUUGUUAACAACA